AUCACUAUACAACUAAUGUAUUCAGUAAUAUAUAUCAGAAUAUGCAAAGAACCAAUUUUUGAUAUGAAGAGACGAAAUGAUAAAGAAAGUUAUUUGCCAGUCGGAAGAAAUUUGAAGGAAAAAUAUCCUACCGUUGUAACUGGGUAUUUUGAUAUAGGAUCGUUUCAUAAAGGGAAAAGCCAUUUCCGAAAUCAGAAUUUUUACUACAAAGUAGCAAAUAUAUUUUCCUAUCUCCAAAAUUCACUUGUCGUUUACACAGAUUCACCAGUGUUUUUAAAUCAUAUUAAAUAUAUAAGAAGUAAAAAUCUAAAUAAAACAAAAAUAAUUUUCUUUGAAAGGUCUUCUGCAUGGUCUUUUCAAAUUAUUGAUGACAUAAAACGGAUAUAUAAUAUUGAAGGCUACACUAGACGAAACGCGAGUAAAGUUUCACCAUUGUACACAUGUGCUAUGCAUUCGAAAUAUUAUUGUUUAAAACAAGCUGCAGAAUACAAUUACUUUAACACAAAAUAUAUAAUGUGGUUGGAUGUUGGAUACUUUUGGAGACUUAAAGCAAAGCGACCAUUCUUUCUGAGAAGGCCAUUGAAGUUUAAUGAUUCACAAAUAGCAAUGAACAAAAUAAACACUGGUCGCAGUAUACCAUCAAGUCCAGUUGACAUAAUUAGGAAAAGUCAUUUACAAGUUGGAGGCGGAUUAGUGUUUGGUGAAAUACAUAAAAUGAUCAAGUUUUCAUCUCAGUACAGACGAGCAGUCGAAUAUUUUUUGUCGAAGAACUUAACAAACACAGAUCAACAAAUCUUAUAUGGCAUGUUUACAGAGGAAGGACAAAAAGCUAUCUGCCCUGAAGUUGAGAUUCAAACAUAUGGAACGGCUGACAAUCGCGACUGGCAUUUCCUAGGUAAUAGUAUGGUGGAGCAUGAAAAUACCUAAUUUUAAAGUGCGGUCUUGCGUUAAUUUUUCUUAAAAAUAUAGCAAUUAUAUGUUUGCUUUAUCAUAUGAACACUUACAUUAAAUGACACCUUCUGAAUGAUGAAGCCGAUUACACAAAACUGUUUGAUUUAGCUCUAGGUUUUUACGUAUGUUGAUGCUGAACGUAUAUCAGAAAACUCAUCUUUAAUGAAGAAUUUUAUUCGGUAUGAAUACAUUAUAGUGAAAUUGCAGCUACGGUUUAUUAACAUUAUUCUACGUCAUUUAUUUUAAAUAUACCCAUUCUUUGCCAUGUUAAAUAUAUCAAAUCUUACAAAGUGACAAAGUCGGAUAUAUUUGAUGUACACUUAAUCGUAAAACUGCAAAUAUUCCUGUUCAGAUGCAGUACCUAAAUAUUAUUAUAAAAUCACAGCAAAGGACUUCAAGUGUUGUUGAUUGAUGGAAUGACUUAUGGAAUUUAUUCGAUGUGUUCUUCGCGAGAACUUACAUAUAUUAGAGACAAAGCAUUGAAGCCUGUAGUAGGGUAUUUCAUCAAACCUUUUUAGGUCCGAGACCCUAAUACUUACCAAGUCAAAAUCAUGAAAAAUGUGAAUGUUACGCGGCAAAAAUUAUCUAAAAGACUUCGAUUCUCCAUUGUUUAAAACACUUAUAUAUAAAGUGUCUUGGGAGAAAAGUCUCAAUUAUGUUUGUAACGUAUAUGUCAUUUUCCCCUGAGGCAAAUCAUUGUUUACUGACCCAGUUUUGAGACAUCAUGUAAAUUAUAAUCCAGAAUAUUCUAUUGAGUUCUGAAACAAUAUUGAUAAACAGUGUAUGACAGAUAUUUUUAGGAAAAAUGUCUUUGAUUUUUCCAAAAUGUUUUUAUUCUUUGUAUUGCUUGAAAGUUCUGGAACCUUCCCUGAUACUUUAUAUAGAGAACUGUGUAUUGUAAAAAUAAGAGUCUAAGGACCUAAAAAAAGAAGAUAUAGAUGAAACUUUCUGUAUUUAUUAUCAGUUUGGAUGUUUGAUGAAGAAUUAUUAGAAGGAUAUAUAUUAAAAUUUCUGAAUUUUAAAAGUUACCUCCGAAGAGAGGAAUAAUAAUUUUUAGAUAUACUAAAGUUACUUUUGGACUGUGUGAAACAUUGAGGAAUAUAUUCUGGUUGGUUUUUGAAUUUGACCCGGACAGAUUUUGGACUACUUUUAUAUAGAAGAUUGUAUUUUACGACUCUUUGACAUUUUUGAAGGUAUUUGAAUUGUAGUUAAAUUCAUGAAUACAAAUUUGAUAUCGUUAAUAGUCGCUAGUUUGUCUUUCUGAUACUUUUAUUUACUAAAAUACGAACUUGUUAUCCUCUGACGUAACAUGUUGCAUACUAGACUCCUACUGGACUGACUGAAAUUCAUUCAGAGACCAUUCCAUUAAAAGACCACUUCUUAGCAGUCCCUUGGGUGGUCCCUUAACACAAUGUGAACUUAUAAAGGCCUAACUGACAUUAACUUUUUAUAGCUCGGUGAAUCAAAUUCGGUUGGGUCUAGACUAUUUAGAUGUUUGUUAAGUACAAUAUUUAUGUUGUAACUGUAAUAAUCAUCUUUAAGUUUUUCAAAACUGUAAUCGUCAUCAUCUAUUAUUGCGAUAACGGUUUUCUCGAUGUAGUAUUUGUUUAUUAUCUUUCUAAACCUUCUUAUGAUUGAUUUAAAAUGUUGAAAUUUUACUUGUUAGAAUUCCUCUGACGGCUGAUAGACAAAACCAAUAUAAUUGCAUUGUUGAGAUCAUCUAAAACACAUGCUAAAUGUGUAAUUAUGCCGAUGGUGUUAUUCCGGUUAAAAUACUUCACAUUUCGUUACUUGCAGAAGAAGUUUACAAAUUGAUUCAAACACGCUGGUAUUUUUUAAAUGUUCGAUAAAUUGAUAAUUUUUUGGAUUACAUAUCACUUUGAUAUUUUGCACCUUUUAAAAGAAUGCAGUAAUUAACACACAUGAUAACUUUGUUUUGAUAUUACAUUGUCUAAAAGAAGUGUAUAUAUUUUGUAAUGAGUGAUGAUAUAAAUAUCUGUGGCUAAAACAAUCUUAAUAACAACAUGUAUAUAUUACCUUAGUCGGAAAAUUAAGGGAUUUCUUUUCUAAAAAUAGGUAUCAGAAAAUGAUUGCAUGCUUUUUAUUACA
Mercenaria mercenaria is the source of this 3060-nucleotide messenger RNA. RefSeq lists its product as uncharacterized. The transcript is spliced from 3 exons. The record is from RefSeq and is a predicted model, not a curated record. The annotation marks the transcript as partial. NCBI's taxonomy places the organism in Eukaryota, Metazoa, Mollusca, Bivalvia, Venerida, Veneridae.